UGGGUCGCCCAUGGAGGCCUCAAGGUCAGUCUCGGCUCAGUGGAGCGCGGAGCCGCUAUUCCUGGCGCCAGGGGGUGUUUUGAAGCUGUGGCUUUGUGAGCUCUGUCUAUUACUGCUGGGUUCUGGUUUGAAUGCCCGAUUUUUGCCACGCGAAGAGGAUGUAGAGUUUAUUAAUGAGUACGUGAACCUCCACAACGAGCUCCGGGGCAACGUCGUCCCUCGAGGGUCUAAUUUGCGUUUCAUGACUUGGGAUGUAGCUCUGUCACGGACUGCUAGAGCAUGGGGGAAGAAAUGUGUGUAUUCACCUAAUAUUUAUUUGGAAGAUAUACAAAUGUCCCAUCCUAAAUUUCAUGGUAUUGGUGAAAAUAUGUGGGUCGGCCCUGAAAAUGAAUUUACUGCAAGUAUUGCUAUCAGAAGUUGGUAUGCAGAGAGGCAGUUCUAUAGUUAUGAGAAUGACACUUGCUCUGGAGACUGUUCUCAUUAUAUUCAGAUUGUUUGGAACACCUCUUACAAAAUUGGUUGUGCAGUUACUCCAUGUGCAAGAAUUGGAUAUAUUAGAAAUGCAGCAAUUUUCAUAUGUAACUAUGCACCAGGACGGACUCUGACGCGAAGGCCUUAUAAACCAGGAAUAUAUUGUACUGAAUGCGGCAAAGAUGACACUUGCACAGAUUUUCUAUGCAGUAAUACAAAUCGUGAGGAAGCCAUAUAUUACCCAUUUUGGUACCCAAGGUGGGAAGUGCCCCGGCCAGUUGUGUGUGAUCCAUUGUGCAUAUUUACUUUACUACUGAGAGUACUUUGUUUUAUACUGUGUACCAUAUGUGUUCUGAUAAUACAGCACCGGUUUCCAGAUAUCUUAUGGGAACAAAUGAUGAUAUUUACCCCAGAGGAAUCUGAAACAGAAGAAGAAAAGGAAGAAAUAAAAAGGAAGGAAGGGGUGGAAAAGAGAAAAGAGGGGAAGGCGGUGGUAAUGGGGAAGGAAGAGGAAAAAGAAAAGGAGGCAGAAGAGGAAGAGACGGAUGACGAAGAGAAGGGAUAAGAUUUACUACCAACAAAAGCUGACAGUAUAAUACAAAUAAAGCCCCCAAAAAUAAUGAAAAUAAAAUACUGAGGUUUAACAUGAAAGAAAAUAUACAAGCAACUAUUGCAAUGCCUUUUAUUCUCUUCUCUUUACCAUAAAUAUUCAACAAAUUAAGUUUUAAAAACAAACAAAAGCCAUAUAUUGUACAGUAAAUAUUAUAAGACAAGCUCUUGGACACUUAGAAUAGAAAAAGAUGUGAUGAUAGAAACACUAAAAAAGAUUUGACCAGUCUAAUGAAUCUUAACAUUUCACAAUGGUAUCCUGUUAAAAAAGGGAAUUUCCAUUUUCAAAUAUGUUUGUAUCUAUGUGUUUUAAAUAUUUUUAAAUGAGUUCAUAAGUUUCUCUGGUAUUAAAUGUGAGGGACUUAGGAGAGUUCUUGGGUUCAGAAUAACCAUUUAAUAGAUAUUAGUUUGGCUGUUUUGUUAUUAUUAUUGUAGCUGUUAUUAGUGGUGGUGAUGGCAUUUUUCAUGUGAUAUUAAGGCAUCUAAUAUCAUUUACAUUUUUGGUAUAUGUGGUGGAAGGAUUUAAGUGGUACCUGCAUAUCCUCUUAAGAGAACAUGUGUCAUUUCUACUUCAUGUUCACUAUUUCAUUAAAGCUUUGCUGUAAUUCUUAACUAUGCUAUAUGAUUUGUUGCCACCAAGGGAUAAUAAGUGCCAAAAAUUUAAUUAGUUGUGAUUGUGCAAUCUGGCUGCUUCUGAAUUUAUGUGAUGAAAUAAAAUAAAUUCUAAAAAUAGU
This is a messenger RNA of Choloepus didactylus (southern two-toed sloth), 1814 nucleotides long. It is a transcript of the gene GLIPR1L2, whose product is annotated as GLIPR1 like 2. The coding region runs from base 11 to 1036 and encodes 341 amino acids. The record is from RefSeq and is a predicted model, not a curated record. Lineage: Eukaryota; Metazoa; Chordata; Mammalia; Pilosa; Megalonychidae. The transcript has 6 exons.